This is a messenger RNA of Panicum virgatum (switchgrass), 1169 nucleotides long. Its product is annotated as IAA-amino acid hydrolase ILR1-like 3. Lineage: Eukaryota; Viridiplantae; Streptophyta; Magnoliopsida; Poales; Poaceae. Gene Ontology annotation, molecular function: IAA-Ala conjugate hydrolase activity. Gene Ontology annotation, biological process: auxin metabolic process. Gene Ontology annotation, cellular component: endoplasmic reticulum. Bases 100 to 1062 code for a protein of 320 amino acids. The record is from RefSeq and is a predicted model, not a curated record. The transcript is spliced from 4 exons.
GUCCCGUACGCCUGGCCCGUCGCGCGGACGGGCGUCGUCGCCACCAUCGCCGGCCCCGCCGCCGCGGCCUCGGGACCCGUGUUCGCGCUCCGCGCCGACAUGGACGCGCUCCCCAUCCAGGAAAUGGUAGAAUGGGAGUUCAAGAGCAAGGAAGAUGGGAAGAUGCACGCUUGUGGGCAUGAUGUUCAUGUGGCAAUGCUACUUGGAGCUGCUAGACUGCUUCAGUCUUGCAAGAACGAUCUGAAGGGCACAGUAAAGCUUGUCUUCCAGCCGGCCGAGGAGGGCCACGCCGGCGCGUACCAUGUGCUCAAGGAAGGCGUCCUGGACGAUGUGCAAUCCAUCUUCGGCAUGCACGUCGCGACAUCCCUGCCGGUGGGCACCGUCGGCUCCAGGCCAGGGCCGUUCCUCGCCGGAGCAGCCAGGUUCUCGGCGACCAUCACCGGGAAAGGCGGGCACGCGGCGGGGCCCCAGCUCGUCGUCGACCCCAUCGUCGCGGCUUCCUCCGCCGUGCUCAGCCUUCAGCAGCUCGUCGCUCGCGAGACCGAUCCGCUUCAGGGCGCUGUGGUCUCGGUGACCUUCAUCAAAGGAGGCGAGGCUUUCAAUGUCAUUCCGGAAUCCGUGACCCUGGGUGGCACGUUCAGGAGCAUGACGAGCGAAGGCCUCUCCUACCUCAAGAGGAGGAUCAGAGAGGUGAUCGAAGCGCAGGCCGCCGUGGGCCGCUGCACGGCGGCCCUCGACUUCAUGGAGGAGGAGCUCCGGCCGUACCCGGCCACCGUCAACGACGAAGCCAUGUACGCCCACGCCAAGGCGGUGGCCGAGAGCAUGCUCGGCGAGGCCAACGUCAAGCUGCGGCCCCCGAUCAUGGCGGCGGAGGACUUCGGCUUCUACGCGGAGAGGAUCCCGGCCGCCUUCUUCGGCAUCGGCGUCAGAAACGAGAAGGCGGGGGAGAUGCACCACGUGCACUCGCCGCACGUGGUGUUCGACGAGGGCGCGCUCCCCAUCGGAGCCGCCUUCCACGCCGCCGUGGCCAUCGAGUACCUCAACAAAAAAGCCUCGCCAUAGCCUGCCCUGGAUGCACUGUGACCAUUUCAAGCAUCAAAGGAGCUUCCUGGAAUCUUUUUUCGAGAAGAAAAAAAAACUGUGAUCAGUAUAAAAGGAAUCUUUCUGAU